Pseudomyrmex gracilis is the source of this 1212-nucleotide messenger RNA. RefSeq names its product DNA excision repair protein ERCC-1 (gene Ercc1). Gene Ontology annotation, biological process: mitotic recombination; nucleotide-excision repair; meiotic mismatch repair. Gene Ontology annotation, cellular component: nucleotide-excision repair factor 1 complex; ERCC4-ERCC1 complex; nucleus. Gene Ontology annotation, molecular function: damaged DNA binding; single-stranded DNA binding. The coding region runs from base 203 to 1003 and encodes 266 amino acids. The transcript is spliced from 5 exons. NCBI's taxonomy places the organism in Eukaryota, Metazoa, Arthropoda, Insecta, Hymenoptera, Formicidae. The record is from RefSeq and is a predicted model, not a curated record.
GUAAUUUUGUAUGCAGACAGUUAGAGAAAAAGAGAUAGCAAGGAGAAAAAAUUAAAGUAUAAAUGUAGAUGUGAUGUUUGACAUUGCGUCCUCUUGUUAAUAUUUUGUAGUUUUGUCAUUACACAUUUAGCGUAUAAUAUAUUUAUCAUAUAUAAAAUAGAGAAAUCUAUUAAAAUAUUCAGUUUACUAUGAAAGAUAGGUUAUGAGUAACAACGAAGAAAGUAACGCAAACGAUAAUACGAUAGAGGAUCAGAAUGACGUUUCGCCACCAAAACGAGCUAGAGAUGCAUCUUUCCAGUCUGCUUUCAGUAACUUGAAAAAGUCCGAGUUCUUUAGUGAGAAAUUGCCAGUUUCUAAUCCUGAAAAUUCCACACCAUCAACUUCCAGCAGAACUAAUUCUGUUCUCGUCAGUCCAAAGCAGAAAGGAAAUCCAUUAUUGAAGUUUGUAAUAAAUGUACCAUGGGAGUACUCGGAUAUUGUACCAGACUAUGUGAUGGGGAAAACUACAUGUGCUCUUUUCUUAUCAAUUCGUUAUCAUCAACUGAAUCCUGAUUACAUUCACGAAAGACUCAAAUUGCUGGGCAAUGCUUACAACUUGCGAGUGCUCCUAGUACAGGUUGAUGUCGCUGAUCCUCAUCAUGCUAUAAAACAUCUCACAAGAAUUUCGAUUCUGGCCGAUAUGACAAUAAUGUUGGCUUGGAGCGCGGAAGACGCAGGAAAAAUUAUUGAAACUUACAAAAGAUACGAAAUCAAACCGGCUGACGAUAUUAUGGAACGCAGCAAUACGGCUCCUCAUCAAAAGUUGGUCAGCGCUUUAACAACAGUAAGAUCGGUCAAUAAAACCGAUGCGACAACUCUUCUAACAACUUUUGGCACAUUGAGCGACAUUAUAAGAGCGCAACCGAAUACCUUAGCCUUGUGUCCCGGAUUUGGUCUGCAUAAGGCUCAAAAACUUUACAAAGUUUUGCAUGAACCCUUUUUACGCGCAAAAUCGACAAAAUAAAUAAAACAAAUCUCGUCUACAUAGGGUGUUUUACAAUUACUGUGCUGUGAUUUAACAAGCAUUAUUUAUUAAUUCUGCGACAUUGAUUGAUUGAUUACUUGCUUAUUGAAUACAAUCAAUUCGAUGUUAUUUACAUGUAAUUUGUAAAAAUACAGAGUUACAGAAUUCUCGAUUACAUUUGUACAAUAAAAUUGUCUUGCAAAAUGUUA